CUUUCUCUAGCCGGAGUGUGUUUGUGUUGUGGCUGUAAUUAGUUCAAGAAUCACCUUUAACUUGGCAAAUGUAGAGAUCGUCAACUUGUUCUCAUGCAACACGUCAACUUGUCUUGCCCCCUAGCACAGCAGAUGCCUCUUUCUUUACUUCACCACGAAAUAUAUUCUUCCUUACGCGUGAAGGGCAUGAGAUUAACAAAAAUGUUAUGUUCAUCGUCAUCUUCGUCAUCUUCGUCAUCUUCGUCAUCCUCGUCGGUCAUCCUAGUCAUCUUCGUCAUCCUCGUCGGUCAUCCUAGUCAUUUUCGUCAUCCUAGUCAUUUUCGUCAUCCUUGUCAUCUUCGUCAUUUUCGUCAACGUCCUUGUCAUCUUCGUUGUCAUCAUCAUUGAGAUCAUCAUUACGGCCAUUACUAUCAAAACCAUUGCCAUUGUGGUCUCGAAGAACACGACCAACCAAGUAAUGAUUACU
This is a messenger RNA of Aureobasidium subglaciale EXF-2481, 466 nucleotides long. RefSeq lists its product as uncharacterized. Lineage: Eukaryota; Fungi; Ascomycota; Dothideomycetes; Dothideales; Saccotheciaceae. The record is from RefSeq and is a predicted model, not a curated record. The transcript has a single exon. Bases 94 to 387 code for a protein of 97 amino acids.